Botrytis cinerea B05.10 is the source of this 1111-nucleotide messenger RNA. RefSeq lists its product as hypothetical. The transcript has a single exon. The record is from RefSeq and is a predicted model, not a curated record. Lineage: Eukaryota; Fungi; Ascomycota; Leotiomycetes; Helotiales; Sclerotiniaceae. Bases 323 to 937 code for a protein of 204 amino acids.
GAAGGAUUCGCUUCCCAGAUAUAGUUUAUCAACUUAACGCUUCUGCAGCAUGCAUGGGAAAGGUUUCUGCACAAAUAAUUAUCAGCGACUAUAUCCCCACGAACUCCCCAAUGAAAUUUGAGAGUCUGACACUGGCUGCAUUAUUUUGAUAUUUUUGUUGGUCAUUGCUAUCUUUGCCUAGUAAUUGACGUCAGGCUACCAAGACCAUCUCGGAACAGUCGGUUUGAUCGCAUUCUGCUGUUCACACAACUUUGUCUCAUCAAUUUUUCCUGCCCCAAACACCUCUAACAAAAUACAUCCUGCGAAGGAGCAAACAACUACUAUGGACUCUAAACGUGUGCGAUAUGAUCAGCUCCCACUUGAAGAAAAUUCCAGUCCGCCGGAGACAAGAAAGACCACCUCAAUUACGAGAAGACUCAUUCAAGGUUUUCUGUGUGUAGCUGUCCUAGCAUCAAUCAUCAUUGGUAGCAUCUGGGCAUGGUCUCACAAACACCCCAAUCUACCUCAAUACAUCGACUGCGGCUCCUCGACCGAAGAAGCUAUCUCCAAAAACUGUGUUAUGGAACCCAUGAUAUACGGUUGGAUACCACGUGAAUGUUACUUCGCCGAUCUCAGUGCACAGUAUUCCCCAUUCGAAGACAGAGAGUGGUACACAGACGACACCUAUACAGUGCGAAUACCCCCCGCAGACUUAUGGGCGGGAAAGAACAAACACGCUUUUACGCACAUGUAUCACUCGACGCAUUGUUUUUUCCUCUGGAGGAAAUUGGCAUUGGGGAUUGCGAGGAGAGCGGAUUAUUUGGAUGACAAAAGUUUGGAUUUGGAGCAUUCGGAUCACUGUUCCGAGGUUUUGGAUCACUAUGGAGGGGAAACGAGUAAUUCGACGAAUGAUGUUUAUUUGGGAUUUCAUAGGUGUGAGAGGUUGGCUUGGGUGUAGAAAUGAUGUAGUGAAAGAAAGAUUUUGAAAGAGAAGAAACUAUGCCUUGCAAUUUUGUUGCGGGAUGAAAGCUUGAGGUUGUCGAUCGGAUUUUUCACAUCUGCAUUGAAACCAGAGUCAAUGAAAAAUAGUCAUUUGUUCUUUUGACAAUAGAGUUUAGGUUCUGUAAAAACA